Messenger RNA from Chaetura pelagica (chimney swift), 3465 nucleotides. RefSeq names its product integrator complex subunit 2 (gene INTS2). Gene Ontology annotation, cellular component: integrator complex. The record is from RefSeq and is a predicted model, not a curated record. NCBI's taxonomy places the organism in Eukaryota, Metazoa, Chordata, Aves, Apodiformes, Apodidae. Gene Ontology annotation, biological process: snRNA 3'-end processing. The transcript is spliced from 24 exons. The annotation marks the transcript as partial.
CCCUGCCUGGUGCGCAUGGCCCUGUGCGCGCCCGCCGACCAGAGCCAGAGCUGGGCGCAGGACAAGAAGCUGAUCCUCAGGCUGCUCUCGGGGGUGGAGGCCGUCAACUCCAUCGUGGCCUUGCUCUCUGUGGACUUCCACGCCCUCGAGCAGGACGCCAGCAAGGAGCAGCAGCUCAGGCACAAGCUGGGAGGAGGGAGUGGAGAAAGCAUCUUGGUGUCCCAGCUGCAGCACGGGCUGACCCUGGAGUUUGAGCACAGCGAUUCGCCCCGGCGGCUUCGGCUGGUGCUGAGCGAGUUGCUGGCAAUUAUGAAUAAGGUGUCAGAAUCAAAUGGUGAGUUUUUUCUCAAAUCUUCUGAGCUGUUUGAGAGUCCUGUUUAUCUGGAGGAGGCAGCAGAUGUUCUCUGCAUUUUGCAAGCAGAGCUGCCAUCACUGUUGCCAAUAGUUGAUGUGGCUGAAGCUCUGUUGCAUGUUAAAAAUGGAGCCUGGUUCCUCUGCCUUCUGGUGGCCAAUGUUCCUGACAGCUUUAACGAGGUCUGCAGGGGUUUGAUUAAGAAUGGUGAACGGCAGGAUGAGGAGAGCGUUGGUGGCCGGCGCAGGACCGAAGCGCUUCGCCACCUGUGCAAGAUGAACCCUUCCCAAGCUCUGCGGGUCCGAGGGAUGGUGGUGGAAGAGUGUCACCUACCAGGUCUUGGUGUGGCUUUGACCUUGGAUCACACCAAAAACGAAGCUUCAGAUGAUGGAGUGAGUGACCUGGUGUGUUUUGUGAGUGGUUUGCUCCUUGGAACAAAUGCAAAGGUUCGGACUUGGUUUGGGACUUUUAUCCGAAAUGGCCAACAGAGAAAAAGAGAUAAUAUCAGUUCUGUGCUUUGGCAAAUGAGGAGGCAGCUGCUCCUGGAGCUCAUGGGAAUCCUUCCCACGGUUCGCAGCACACACAUUGUUGAAGAAGCAGAUGUUGAGAUGGACCCAAACGUGUCUGUGUACUCAGGACUGAAGGAGGAGCACGUGGUGAAAGCCAGCGCGUUGUUACGCCUCUAUUGUGCUUUGAUGGGAAUUGCUGGGCUGAAGCCAACUGAUGAAGAGGCUGAGCAACUACUGCAGCUGAUGACCAGCCGCCCUCCUGCAACCCCAGCUGGUGUUCGCUUUGUCUCUCUCUCCUUUUGCAUGCUUCUGGCCUUCUCCACCCUUGUCAGCACCCCAGAACAGGAGCAACUCAUGGUAAUGUGGCUUAGCUGGAUGAUAAAAGAAGAAGCUUACUUUGAAAGCAUUUCUGGUGUGUCUGCUUCUUUUGGAGAGAUGCUUCUCUUGGUAGCCAUGUAUUUCCAUAGUAAUCAGCUCAGUGCUAUCAUUGAAUUGGUCUGCUCCACCCUGGGAAUGAAGAUCGUUAUUAAGCCCAGCUCACUCAGCAGAAUGAAGACAAUUUUCACACAGGAGAUUUUCACUGAGCAGGUUGUUACAGCCCAUGCAGUUCGUGUGCCUGUUACAGGCAACCUCAGUGCCAACAUCACUGGGUUUUUACCAAUUCACUGCAUUUACCAGCUUUUAAAAAGUCGGUCCUUCACCAAGCACAAAGUAUCCAUUAAGGACUGGAUCUAUAGGCAGCUCUGUGAAACCACCACCCCACUCCAUCCUCAGCUGCUUCCUCUUAUUGAUGUCUACAUUAACUCUAUUCUUACUCCUGCAUCUAAAUCCAACCCAGAGGCCACAAAUCAGCCUGUCACUGAACAGGAGAUACUGAAUGUUUUUCAAGGACUCUCUGGGGGUGAAAAUACUCGUCUAGCUCAACGAUACAGCAUCACCACCCAACUGCUUGUCCUUUACUAUGUCCUGUCCUAUGAAGAAGCACUUCUGGCAAACACCAAGAUCCUAGCUGCAAUGCAAAAAAAACCCAAGUCUUACUCUUCAGCCUUAAUGGAUCAGAUUCCAAUCAAGUACCUCAUCCGGCAGGCACAGGGGCUGCAGCAGGAGCUGGGAGGUUUGCAUUCCGCACUGUUACGUCUCCUUGCAACUAACUACCCACACCUCUGCAUUGUGGAAGACUGGAUCUGUGAGGAACAGAUCACGGGCACUGACGCCUUGCUGAGGAGGAUGCUUCUUACAAACAUUGCCAAGAAUCACUCUCCCAAACAGCUCCAGGAAGCAUUUUCCAUGCUGCCUGGAAAUCAUACCCAGCUGAUGCAGAUCUUAGAGCAUUUGACUCUUCUCUCCGCUGGGGAAUUGAUCCCUUAUGCGGAAGUAUUGACAUCAAAUAUGAAUCUCUUGCUGGAUGCUGGAGUCCCUCGGAGGAUCCUUCAGACUGUCAAUAAACUUUGGAUGGUUCUUAACACUGUGAUGCCAAGAAGGUUAUGGGUGAUGACUGUCAAUGCUCUGCAGCCUUCAGUAAAAAUAGUCCGACAGCAGAAAUACACUCAGAAUGAUCUGAUGAUUGAUCCUUUGAUUGUACUAAGAUGUGAUCAGAGAGUUCAUAGGAGUCCUCCUCUGAUGGAUAUAACUUUGCACAUGUUGAAUGGAUAUCUUCUUGCUUCAAAAGCUUACCUCAAUGCUCACCUGAAAGAAACAGCAGAGCAGGACAUUAGGCCAUCCCAAAACAAUCCAAUGGGCCCAGAGGCCCCAGAAGUUACAAGGGAAGAAUUAAAAAAUGCAUUGCUUGCUGCUCAGGACAGUGCUGCUGUGCAGAUUCUUCUAGAGAUCUGCUUACCUACAGAAGAAGAGAAAGCCCAGAGCAGUAAUAGCCACAGUUUGCUGAAGACUGUUCAUAGUACCACAGGGCCUAAGAGUCCAGAAGUAGAGGAAGAAGAAGAAGAAGAAGACAGCUUGCUGUGUAAUCUUCGAGAGGUCCAGUGUCUCAUCUGCUGUCUGCUGCAUCAGAUGUAUAUAGCUGACCCCAACAUAGUCAAACUAGUUCAUUUCCAGGGGUAUCCAUGUGAACUUCUGGCACUCACAGUGGCAGGGAUUCCAUCCAUGCACAUCUGCCUGGAUUUUAUACCCGAGCUCAUUGCCCAGCCUGAGCUUGAAAAACAGAUAUUUGCCAUCCAGUUACUUUCCUUCCUGUGUAUCCAGUAUGCACUGCCUAAAUCCCUCAGCGUGGCUCGUUUAGCUAUCAAUGUGAUGGGAACCCUGCUCACAGUUUUAACUCAGUCGAAGCGCUAUGUUUUUUUUAUGCCAACCCUGCCUUGUUUGGUGUCCUUCUGUCAAGCCUUUCCUCCUCUGUAUGAUGAUAUAAUGUCUCUGCUGAUACAAAUAGGACAAGUUUGUGCCUCUGAUGUGGCUACACAGACCAGAGACUUCGACCCAAUUAUUACACGUCUGCAGCAGCUAAAGGAGAAACCACAUGAUGUGUCAGGACUUUGUAAAGAUUCAUCUGGCAAAAGGGAUGUGUCCAGCAUGGACCCUGAUGUUCAGUUGUGCCAGUGUGUGGAAAAUACUAUCAUUGACAUCAUUAACAUGAGUGUAAGUGGAGUUUAG